Solea solea (common sole) is the source of this 2406-nucleotide messenger RNA. RefSeq lists its product as uncharacterized. The transcript has 8 exons. NCBI's taxonomy places the organism in Eukaryota, Metazoa, Chordata, Actinopteri, Pleuronectiformes, Soleidae. The record is from RefSeq and is a predicted model, not a curated record. Bases 117 to 1040 code for a protein of 307 amino acids.
ACAAGUCUCCACUUCCUUUUCUUAAGUCAAGAAGUUAAGGUUCGUGGUGCAGUGUAAGCUCUUACUAUCCACUUGAAAAGGACUUGGGAAUCAGCUGAGAUACCAGAUAUUGGAGGAUGGAUCCUUUAAUACUUCUUCUAUUAGCAGGUCUAGUGGAAAUAACAGCAACAGCAACAACAGAUGCUCCAUUCAGUUCAGCCUCCAAAGCAGUUGUUACACCUCUACCCUUCAAUUCAGCCUCACCGCGCAAAGACGGGACCUCUCUACCUCCCAAUUCAGCCUCAGCGCCAAUACACGUGACCUCUCUACCUCCCAAUUCAGCCUCAGCGCCAAUACACAUGACCUCUCUACCUCCCAAUUCAGCCUCAGCGCCAAUACACAUGACCUCUCUACCUCCCAAUACAGCCACACCACCAGCCUCCACCAUGUCACCUUCAGUUACAGUGACUCCAUCUACUUCAACAACUACCUCCCCAACUACGACAACUACGCCAACUACGACAACUACGCCAACUACGACAACUACGCCAACUACGACAACUACGCCAACUACAACAACUACGACAACUACAACAACUGCGACAACUACGACAACCACCACAGCUCCAUCAACGGAUCCACCAUCUUCCGGUGAAGGAACAUUGUCCCUUGUCUUCAGUCUAAAUCGAACAUAUACAUCAGAUCUCGCUGACUCGUCCUCAGCAGGGUAUCAAACCUUGGCAAACACAGUGGUCACAGAGCUCAACAAGGCGGGUAACAAGUUGUAUGGACCAUUGUACAAACGCGCCCUUGUUAACUCAUUCAGUAAUGGAUCAGUGAUUGUCGACUCGACUGCUGUGUUCGUAAACCAAAGCUCAGUUCCUUCCUCACUUAAUGCAACUGCACUAUUCAGCAUAGAACUGGACAACUCUACCACCCUGGAUCUUGUAGCAGGCAGUUUUGUUGCAAGCUCAUCAAGCAUUACUCUGCCCUCCAUGGGCUCAUUGGCUGUCAUUGCACUGACACUGCUUACUGUGACGCAGAUGCUCUUUGACUUCUAGCCUGUAUCAGAGGUACAGUAGAUACGCUGACAUGAACUUGUACAGCGCGAUGGCUCAAUGUGGAAUAAGUGUGGUUAAAGUACCAAUGAAUAAAACAAUAAAGGACCUAAGUACACAUUAUGACAUUUACCAAUGUGUGUCAUAGAUUAAGGGCAUAUUUAGUAUUUGUGUUUGUAUUAUAUUGUAUUUGAGGUACUCAUUUUUAGAUUAACAAUGACAAAAAGCGUUCCUUUUGCAGUUGCCAUUCAGUUAUUGUACAAAGUAUUUAUUUGAAAGUAACAUAACUGUAAAUGUGGAUGUUAAUACCUGUGACUACACAUACAUGGGUCCAGAUCUUCAUCACCUUUUUAAGGACAUUUAUAGAUAUAGAUAUAUUUGUACAGAAGAGUAUUAGGGCCAACAAAAAAUAAAAUGACAUGAGACUAAAGUCAGAAUUCUUUAAAAAAGUCAGAAUUCUGAGAAGAAAGUCUAACUGUCUCCUCAAAUUCUUUUUUUCUUCAUAAUUCAUGCAGUUUUCUUUUUUCUUUCUUUUCUUUUUUACAUGUGGCCCUAAUACUCUUCUGUAGAUUUUAGCAUACCAUAUUACACAGGAAAAUGGAAUAAUGAACAUCAACAGAUGAUCGUUAAAACAAUAACAGAAUACUGGAUGUUCUUGUGUUUUUUUUGAGGAAGAUAUAAUACUAUAGUUGUGCAUAAUUGUUGAUUACCAAAUAAUUAAAAACUUACCUUGAAUGACCUCUAAAGUUCUUGUGGAAAAUGUAAUUUCCUACUUUAAGGGUCAAAGAAGAGAUUCAGGGUGAAUCUGUAAUUGUGCAAAGUGCAAAGUUAAAAGGAAUUUAAGCAAAUAGAUCAACAAUCAACGUUGUUAGUAAUACUAUCAGAAGGAAAACAAGGCCUUGUUCAGCUGGGGACUUGGACAAAAAUGCACACUCUACCUCAUUCUGACAAUUAUUUGUUAUUAUCUGGCAGACUUCACCCCAUUCAUGCAGCAAGCCUCUACAGACAGACACACAGAGCCACUAAAAGCAAUACUUCACUCCCACUCCAUCGGGUGAAGUAAUGAUACCCACAUUGGAAACCACAGGAUUAAAAGUGAGCUAUUGAUUGGUCUCUACCCCAUAAAAAUCUUAGUUAGUUGAAUGGGUAAUACAUAGAAUUUGCAUAUAUCCGGCAUCUGAGAUAGAGAAAAAAAAUGUUUAUGAUGUGCUCCUUUAGAGCUUAAUUUGAUGUUAAGUUCAAUCAGUCAUAACUGAUUGUGUGGGGUUUUGGGGUUUUAUUAAUCUGAAUAAAAUAGACUUAGACUUAGAAUUAGACUUAGACUUCCUUUUAUUGUCAUCGCACAGAAAACACAGCAGUGAAAAAACUG